AUGGCCGAAGUUGCGGGACUCGCACUCGGGGCUGUCGGGGUUGUAGGUCUUAUCGGCGCCUUUAAGGACACCAUCGACCUCUUCGGCCUCUCGGCCGACUCUCGCGACCUGGGGCGAGACUAUGAGAUUUUGAGGAUUAAACUCGAUAUACAGAAAACUCUUCUGCUUCAGUGGACUGACUGCAUUCGACUUCUUCUAACGGAUGCGGCUACUCUAAGGGACAAGUAUGGACUUGACGAAGCAAACGAUCAAGAAGGAGCCACGCGCCUUGUUUCGGUCUCCUCUAUUAGUGCCUGGCGUAUGGGAGUAUUCAAGACUCAACAUGAUGAUUUCAAGAAACGAAUAGCACAAGGGCGCGACAAGCCUUUCCGCAGCAGGGCGGUUUGGGCUGUUCGAGACAAACAGAAGUUUGAAACUCUGAUCAGAGAUCUCGCAGAUCUUAUUGAGAGUCUCGACAAGCUGGUGUCUGUCACCAGUAAACGACCCGCCCUUCGAGACUUGGCCGAUGACGACGUGAGGAGUGUCUCUGGAUUACGAAACCUAAAUAUUCUGCUUGAGGCCUCCCAGGGAACACACAGAUUCAUUUCGGAGUCUGCCCUACGAAGCAUAUCCUGCGCUUGCGAGGAGAUCAUACUUAACCGACUCUGGUUCAGGAAGAUAUAUGAAAGGCGGGAGACCGUUGCAGAUGCCCAUCUGAACACCCUUAAAUGGGCUCUUUAUCCCCAAAAGGACGAGACUCACUGGCACGACCUGUCCAAGUGGCUCCGGAAACCUUCCCCACAUGAUGUAUACUGGAUAUCCGGCAAAGCCGGCAGUGGAAAGUCCACUCUUAUGAAGUGUCUUUAUUACUCAGAUCGCACCCGCAAGCUCCUUAAAGAAUGGCCUCAUCCCAGAAUGUGCAUGGUGGCCGACUUUUUCUUCCUCAAUCUCGGAACCGAGGAGCAGAAAUCCUUUGAAGGCUUAUCGUGGGCACUUCUAUACCAACUUCUGGAGCCUAAGCCGUCUCUCAUACACAAGACCCUUCCGAUAUGA
Molecule: messenger RNA, 1032 nt
Organism: Fusarium subglutinans
Lineage: Eukaryota; Fungi; Ascomycota; Sordariomycetes; Hypocreales; Nectriaceae
Exons: 2
Coding region: 1-1032 (343 amino acids)
Source: RefSeq, a predicted model, not a curated record